This is a messenger RNA of Paracoccidioides lutzii Pb01, 396 nucleotides long. RefSeq lists its product as hypothetical. The record is from RefSeq and is a predicted model, not a curated record. The transcript has 2 exons. The coding region runs from base 1 to 396 and encodes 131 amino acids.
AUGACUCGUGAAAGGAUUCUGGGCAUAUUUGAAUCAUCUCAUAAGCAAGUCGUCCGUACAACUUUCGGACCUCAACGGCAUCCCCAAAGUCAAAAUGAGCUGAUCUCAGACACAAAGGGAUUUUUCGCCAUGAAGGUGACCAAAGAAGACUCAAUCAUAGAACAAAGUGAAAUUCCAGACCUAUACGCCUCAGUCCUCAACCUUUCUCUCCUUUCCUUGCCUUCUAGUCCACCACAAAGAGGGACACGAGGAUUUACAGCGGCUGACCAAGUACAACAAAAAGUAAAUAAUUGCACCGUCACUUCCAAUGAUGUAACCACACAUCAAUCUCUAUUGGUCCACAUCUCUCAUCCCAGCCAAGGGGCCAAGGCCCAGAAAGAAUUCCAAAAAGCUUAA